Symbiodinium sp. CCMP2592 is the source of this 480-nucleotide messenger RNA. The record is from the annotation of a GenBank genome assembly. Lineage: Eukaryota; Dinophyceae; Suessiales; Symbiodiniaceae.
AUGGUUUCCCCCGAGCCGUUACUUGUGGAACCCGUGACGCGGUUAGUACAGCUGCCACGAGCAGGCCUGGCCUCCGACGCCAUGCGCGUGGGCCCCGUGCGCGAGACAUCGACUUCCCCGGCUCCGGGCGCGUCGAGGACGCUGCAGCGUUUGGCAAACCUCCUCGAGCGCCAUCGCUCCGAGCUCCACCGGGAGCUUCGUUCUGCCAAGAUGGUCUUGCAACAGCCAUCCACUCCGGCACAGCCAAGCCGCACGCCUCGCCCGCCGCAGCGGCCGCCCCGUCGGCUGGUCUCCGCGCCGGCGGGUGGAGCCUGCCAGGUGGAGGUUCCCUCCAGCAGCCACAGCAGUGCAAGCAGCUGCGGGAGCCAAAGCAGCGCCCGGCCGCAUCGCAGCGCUUCGGGGCCCGGGCUUCCUGCGCUGGCGGAGCUUCACGCAAUGGCCGACUCGCAUUGUGCGGCGCUGUCAAGGCUCGGCUCGUGA